Molecule: messenger RNA, 7792 nt
Organism: Chroicocephalus ridibundus (black-headed gull)
Lineage: Eukaryota; Metazoa; Chordata; Aves; Charadriiformes; Laridae
Gene: ARHGAP24
Product: Rho GTPase activating protein 24
Exons: 7
Coding region: 1183-3147 (654 amino acids)
Biological process (GO): activation of GTPase activity; negative regulation of Rac protein signal transduction; wound healing, spreading of epidermal cells
Cellular component (GO): focal adhesion
Molecular function (GO): GTPase activator activity
Source: RefSeq, a predicted model, not a curated record
GUAAUGCUUGUUUGCACAUGAAAUUCCUCUCCUGAUUAGAUUAAAAAGGCAAUUUUUUACAGGAGGAAAAGGCCUGAGCUUUAAUUGCAGAGCUUGCAACUAAGGGGGAGGGAGGAGGCGAGAAGAAGGAGCGUGAGCGUUUUAGCAGGGGUAGUAACGUAAGGUCUGGCACCUCCUGCGGGAGCCAGGCACAGCCUGCUUGCUUUUCAAGCUGCCGCACACAACAGCCGCCUGAAGUCAACUCAAAGUCACCCGGAGGAGCAGACAAAUCUGCGUUGCGGCAGCUCCCUCCUCUACGUCGUUUCCCUGCACCUGCUGCACGCGAGGGGCUGGCGCAGGCAGCAGCAGCAGCCGUGGCUGCCAUUGCCAGGCGUGGGACCGGGAGCGAGCGAGCAAGCAGAGCAUCCCCGUGUGGAGGCACGUAUUCCUUAGCAGCUCCCCAGGAUCCUGCUGGCAAAGAUGCGCUGUGCUGCCGCAUCUGACGCACCUCUCCCAUGAGAGCUUCUGGUAGUUCGAAGGCAAUAAAACAAGCGAGAAGCCCAUGAGAACAUCAGACAGGGAGCUGGGUAUAUAAAAGGCCUUUUGAAAGGAAUCUGUUACGAACAGAGAGCCUUUUGGGCAGAGGGGCUGUUGUUUUUGCUUCUUGGUUGCAGAGAUAAAGGGAGCCAGCAAGGAGUAUCGUAUCCCGGAGGAUUCUUCAGUGGCCUUUAUGGUAUUGUUCUUCUCUUUCCCUUUGCGCACCGUGAAGCGCUGACCUUUUUCUGUGGAAUUGGAGUCUCUGCCACUCAACACCCUGUUCCAGCUGGGAGGAAGAGGUCUUUCUCCCCCUCCAUCUGAGCAGGCACUUCUGUUUGAAUGGAAGAUAUAUCUUUUUGCUGAAACUCUUUUGUUGUGACAUUGCAUAAUAGACAGUUGUCUCGCCGCAAGAAAUAAAAGAAACGAAAGGAAAUAGAGAGACGGAAGGAAAUUGUUCCCCAAAGCAAAACUGAAGCAGGGAAGAGAACAUUAAAAUCACUUCAAGCCCUACCCAAGAUCUAGAAGACCACAAAUCUCCUAGCUCCAGAGGAAAAUACGCUAUUAUAAGAACUCCUCAGCAGUCAGUAACGAUGAGCAGUCGUGGUGUUUCAUCUGAAUGCAGCUGGUAAAGGAAAGCUUUGGAGAGACCUGGGGUCUCUGGCCUGUAUGAUGCCUGAAGACAGAAAUGCUGGAGUCCGCAGCCCAGGUGCCUUAGCAGCAGCUCCCUUCAUUCCUAAAACUACUUAUAGGAGAAUUAAGCGGUGUUUUAGUUUCCGUAAAGGUAUUUUUGGCCAGAAACUGGAAGAUACUGUCCGAUAUGAAAAGCGAUAUGGGAACCGCCUGGCCCCCAUGCUGGUGGAACAGUGCGUGGAUUUUAUCCGACAGCGAGGGCUAAAGGAAGAAGGCCUUUUUCGACUCCCUGGGCAGGCGAAUCUUGUCAAGGAGUUACAGGAUGCAUUUGACUGUGGAGAGAAGCCUUCUUUUGACAGCAAUACAGAUGUGCAUACAGUGGCAUCACUGCUUAAGCUGUACCUAAGGGAACUUCCAGAACCAGUCAUACCAUACACAAAAUACGAAGAUUUCCUUUCCUGUGCCAAAAUGCUCAGCAAGGAGGAAGAAAUGGGCCUGAGAGAACUGGUGAAGCAAGUGAAGAGCCUGCCAGCUGUCAAUUAUAAUCUGCUGAAAUAUAUCUGUAGAUUCCUUGAUGAAGUCCAGUCUUACUCAGGUGUAAACAAAAUGAGUGUGCAAAAUCUGGCUACUGUUUUUGGCCCCAACAUCCUUCGUCCCAAAGUGGAAGAUCCUCUGACUAUCAUGGAGGGUACAGUAGUAGUCCAGCAGCUAAUGUCAGUCAUGAUUAGCAAACAUGAAGAGUUGUUUCCCAAGGAUGCAGACCCUCAAAUGGGACCUGAGGUAUGCAACAACAACAAUGAAAUGCCAAAGAAAGCGAUUGUGGGGCAGCUACAGAACAAAGAGAACAACAACACCAAGGAGACAGCAGUGAGGCGCUGCUCUUGGGACAAACCUGAGUCUCCCCAAAGGGGAAGCAUGGACAACGAGUCUCCAACUGCUCUGCCAAGCAGCAAGACAAGUAGCCCCAGAAACAGCAUGCAGAAACUGGAUGUCACCAGAAGCCCGCCACUCAUGGUGAAAAAAAAUCCUGCUUUUAAUAAAGGCAGUGGCAUAGUCACCAAUGGGUCCUUCAGCAGUUCCGUGGAGGGCCCUGAGAAGAGCCAGACCUUACCAAACUGUACCCUGCAAACCAGGAGAACAUCGUCGCUGAAAGGACCGGUGACUAAGAUGGGCACACACAGUGUGCAGAACGGAGGUGUGCGGAUGGGUGUUUCUAGCACAGAUGGGCACACCAACACCAUCAACAGCCGGACACCAGGCUGGGUGCCCAAUGGCUAUGUCACACUGAGGGACAACAAGCAGAAGGAAUCGGUGAGUGAGUCAGGCCAGCACAACAGGCUUUCCACCUACGACAAUGUCCACCAGCAGUUCUCUAUGGUGAACUCUGAUGACAAACAAAGUGUGGACAGUGCCACCUGGUCAACAUCCUCUUAUGAAAUAUCCCUCCCCGAGCACUCCAACUCCUGUCGUUCAUCCACCACCACCUGCCCUGAGCAGGACUUUUAUGUGGGUAACUUUGAAGACUCUGUGCUGGAUGGACCACCACAUGAAGACCUCUCUAACCCAGGUGACUAUGAGAACAAAAGUGACAGAAGGAGUGUGGGGGGCCACAGCAGCCGAGCCACCAGCAGCAGUGAUAACAGUGAAACGUUUGUGGCCAACAGUACUAACAAUCACAGUGCUUUGCACAGCCUGGUGUCCAGCUUGAAGCAAGAGAUGGCCAAGCAAAAACUAGAGUAUGAGACAAGGAUAAAAAGCCUGGAGCAGAGAAAUCUCACCCUGGAGACGGAAAUGAUGGCCCUGCAUGAAGAGCUGGAUCAAGAGCGGAAGAAGUUCACAAUGGUAGAAAUCAAAAUGCGUAACGCUGAACGGGCCAAGGAAGAUGCAGAGAAAAGGAAUGAUAUGUUGCAGAAGGAAAUGGAGCAGUUUUUCUCCACUUUUGGAGAACUGACAGUGGAGUCUCGCAGACCAGAGAGAGGCAACACCAUCUGGAUCCAGUGAGCAUUGGAAGCAUAGACUGUGGGUCUUUGGGGAAGGGUUUGUGGGUAUUAUACUGUAUCAGGUGGCUGGUCACCUAUCUGAGGCUAGUACUCAACAUAAUGUUAUAAUCCCUUGAAGGAAGAAAUCGUACAGACAUCAACCACUCAUAUCUACAGUGUGUACUUAGCAAGUUAUAGUCUUUGAAUGCUUCAUGAGACUACUGUCAAGUGUUACAACUGGAUAUGUGUAUAUAAAUUUUAAAGAAAUCACCAAGAGAUGUAUCUCAAGAAAUAUUUUAAUGCAAGUCUUGUAUUUAAACUGGUAAAUUGAAAUGUUGUUGCAAUCAAGCUUUAUAUCAAGCUUUUUCCCUUGCACUUCACAUAAUAAGCUAUUUUUGGCAUUGUGUUACCAUCAGCUUAUUUUGUAUAUCAAAUGUUUUUUGUUUGCUUGGUUUUGUUUUUUUUUUGUCUCCCCUCUUGCUGGGGAGUGAAGAUAAACAGAUAUGUUAAGGUAUGUGUGCCGAUGCUUAGCCCUGAUUUGCGCCGCUUCUAAAAAGAUAGCAGGACAAGAAACAGCAGCACGCUAUGGGCAAAAUAAAGAGGUACUAAUUUAACAGAAUUGGCGGCCAAGGUAGAAAGUACUAGGGCACCUGUAUUGUAAAAACCAAAUGAGGAUAUCAAGUCAGCAAAACUGGGGACAAUGACAAAAGGGUAAACAGCUGCUUGUUUGGGAGCAAAUAUGUGUGGCAGAGUAAGAAGUUGGGAGAGGGGAAAGGGGAACUUAAGGGGCAGUCAGUCACUUGACCAGAGCUUUCUGGGGUAACCUAAAGAAGCCCUGUGCCUGAUCACUACAGCUCAGAGCAGGAAUAUAAACCAGUUGUUCUGACCAUAUUCGCAUCUGACUUACUUCUGUACUCUGGGUGAUAGUGAGUCCUUCUUGUAAUGCCGGUGAAGGGACACACAGAGGGAAUGAACUGGACAUCCUGAUAGUCUUGUCAGUGUGAUGGUUGCUGAAAAAAAUAACAAAAAUAAUUAUGUCCAGAGUAGAAAUCAUUGGAACAACUGUGUAACAAACAGCAAAUAAGGAAGAAAACACCAACAUGUUCACCACCCGUAUUUACAGUGUGUAUUAGCAAGUUAUCACACAGUCUGAAUGCUUCAUGAGAUUACUGUCAAGUGUUACAACAGUGAAAGUUCCCAGGCUCUCAGCAUCACCAAGGGAACACCUAGAGGGAACAGCCUGGAUGACUGUUAACAUGCAGAGUUAACAUAACAGCAUGCAGAGUGCCAAUGAAAGAGAAACAGCAAAGCUAUGCUGUAAAUUAAUAAUUUUUUGUCAUCUUUACAUAUAGUAAGUAUAACCGGUAUUUCCUACACCACGUUACGGAUUUUUUGGGUUUGUGUUUAGCAUUGGAAGCUGUAUUAUUAGAGAGGGUUGUUGGGAUGUCUUGGCUUCCCUCUAGUGUCUCUUAAAUAUAUUGCAAUUAUUUUUUAAUUCCAAUUGAGAAAGGACAAUGAAGGUAGCCUCAAAGAACAUUCUUGGUUAUAGCAUGUAUAUUAGACAAUUUUUAAUUGGAUGUGGGAAUUAUAUUGGGAGCAAACAUGAGGUUUACAUUUCAGAGAAAUAUUACCUUACAAUGGAGCAUUACGCAUGGUGUUUGUGGAUGCAUUAUUUGUGUCUGGUGAGGUUCAGAGUCCCCAAUCAGAAUGCCUCUUGUACUAAUUACUGUGGACAUGUCCAGUGCACAUCCAGUCUGUGUGUAAAUCAGUAAAAGUCACACAAGGAGAUCAAGGUAAUAGGUGGAGAAAGUCCUGCUUUCUCACUCAGAGUAAGCUAAUUUUCUCAUUUUGAUUUCCUCUAGCAGUCCCUAUGUUGUUCAAGCUCUGUUCCUCUCUUAAAAUUUAAAGGAAUAUACACAAUUCCUAAGACUAGUUCAAGGACCUGUAUAAAGGAGGACCUAAAGUUUAGUCACACAAGCAUGGCAGAAAGUGGCCAGUGCGGAAGUGGGGAAAGGUGCUGCUCCAAGAUUAUCAGCUGAUACGAUGGCAAAAAGGAAAGCUACUUGAUAAAAUCUUAUUUCUGAUACUUAUUCAAAAUGGAAGAAUAGGAAUUUCAUUUCACGUCCACAUCUGCCUCCAAUGCCCUAGGCUAUACAAUAUGCAUGGAAGAAGGGAAGGUAUUUAUAGUCCAUGUACUUAGGAUUCUGUGUUCAAUUUCGAUUAUCCUUGGUCUUCACAGGAACUGACUGGAGGCUUCCAGUGAUUUCUAUGUGCUGCAUGUUUUCCUUAUUUGUUUGAACAGGCUUCUUUGUCCGCAUCUGUUUCUGAACUCACAUUAUUUGUUCAGUGAUUGCUUUCUAAGGGUUAGUUCUUGGUUUACCCACAAGUCUACCCACAAACUACAAGAAUGCAGUUCAGGGUUGUUUUUUGCUUGUCUUCAGGUCUUUGCAUUCACCAUGCCCGAGACAGUUUAUAAGACAAACUAUUUCAGUGAAAAAUCUUCAUUUUUGGUGUAUAUAGAUCCUCCUCAUUUUUAUAUUGUUCUUUUUGAGGAUUUACAUUAAAUGCUCUUGACUGAGACUGAAUGAUGCUACUGCAGUGAUUUCUUUAGGGCAUGAUCCUUGAAAAAAAAAAAGUCAAGUCUCUUAUUUUUGCAGGGACUCUGGGAAGGUGUCUCUCCAUGUGAAUUUUAUGUAGGGCUUUGGCUGGAGUAAACCUGGCUCCUUGUGACUGAUACCAGGCUAAGAAACUAGAAUUUCUGUUUUGUUUAUGUAUCAGAGGGAUCUUGACCUGCUUUGAAAUUAAGACUUAGUCUUGGAAGAAAAUAUAAACCGUCUACAUAAUUACAGUUGUUAACACUAGCUAGCAUUUUUUAGUCUCCUGGACACAGAAGCAAAAUUCCUCAGUCAGAGUAUCUUCUAGGAAAGUCUUUGUUACUCUGGGAGCAGAGCAGCAGCUCAGGUUUUUGCCCGUUUGGCCCAGGUCAUUUUGGCUCUGAUUUGUUGGUGGGUUUAAAACCACUCUUGGUACUGCUCUGACCUUCCAGCCAUCUAUUCCUGUACCCUACUUCUUAAUGCUCUUGUUUUUGUCCCAAAACUCGUGGGAUCAUUUACCUGUUGUGCAUGCCAAUAACACAGAGUGGAGGCAUUAGCUAUUUAUUAGCAGUUCUGCGCAGAAAUGGGUGCUAGGGAGCAUUUCCGCAAAGCUAGCACACACAGCAUUGAAUCAGUCCUUCAUUUAUACAUUGUAAUUUAGCAUAAUUAACAUAUUCAUCACUUAUCGACCUUUUAAUGGCGCUCGUAAUUCCUUAUCUUGAAGCUGAUUGGUGUACAAUGUCUUCAUCUUCAAUUAAAGGUACGGUGUCUCUUAAAUUUACUGCCCAGGCUCGGUGGGUGAGGGUCUUAGAUCACAGGUGGGUACCCUAACUUCUAAAGGAGUGCUUUUCAUAUUAUAAUUAGUCAAGUUUACCUACAGGGCACAUUUUGUGAGGUAUAGCCAAGUUUCUUGGGCAAUCAGCCCACUAAAGGUUCUGGUACCUGAUUUUAGGUCCGUUUGUUCCUUCUAUACCAUUGUCGGGAUUCCCAAGAAUCAUUUACCCAAAUGAUUUACAGAGUUACAAUCAUAGAGGUUUCAACAUCAUUGUCACGCAGCUCAUUCCACGGUGGUCUGUCUCCUGGAGCUGAACCUCCACAAAGCAAGGUUAGCUUUAUGGUGGCUGAGGUCUCAGUGCUGGCUCAAUAAAAUAUCGGACAAAUUCACUGUAGCUAUGCCAUGUGGAGUAAGCUUAAACAGAUGGUUUUAUCACCAGUUUGUGUUACGGAACAAAUCAUGUUCUAAGGCCAAGCUGACAGUAUUACCCUACUAUAAGAGGACACUAAGAGAGAUUCAAGUAUGAAUUUAAAAAGGUGUAAUAAUAAAUCUGCCUUCACCUCUUUUUCACAGGUGUUUCUGUGAACUCCCAAAAUUAAUAUUCUGUUGUGGGAGUUUACCAGCCAGCCAGCUCCAAGCUGAGAAUGGCAGUUAACAGCUCAGCCUUUCCAGCAUAUUGUCACUCUGCCUCGUGCGUAGCACACAAGAGACAUUGCUUUUACAAUUAAUUAAUACACAUGGUGGAAAAGAUCCUCUCAGAGCUAAUAACAUUCUGAUCCAAUCACAGGGUAUGGUUACAUUACGUUACAUUCAGAAGCGUAAACUCGGGACACCACGGACACUUAAUUCAGGCUCUCAGAAUGCUACAGUCAAGGAACAGAGAGCAGGAGAGGAAGUCAUGCUUACGGCUGUUAAUCCCAUCUCUGGCCACAUCAUCAGAGGACUGUGGUGGGUGAUGGUGGCCUAUGUGCCUUUGCACAAGUAGACUGGAAUAGUGACAGACACUCACUGUGUCUUUUGAGCGUUAGAUUCUGAUGUUUUGCUCAGAAGAGCCUUUGUCUUCCUGCUACACAUUUGGAGUGUGCUCUGGUGCAGCAGAAUAAUUACACUUACUACACUCGUUUGCUACAUGUUUUUCUUUCAGCAUCUCAUAGAACAAGUUCCCCAAAUAUAAAAAUUAAUAAAUAAAAUGUUAUCAUAAAUGAUAUGCAAAACUGGUAUGUUAGGUUCUCAUAACAAUGAGGAGGAAAGGAGCUUGCUAAGAUUACUACUCUAAGAUCUAUAAGCAGUACUUGAUC